Vanessa atalanta (red admiral) is the source of this 669-nucleotide messenger RNA. RefSeq lists its product as uncharacterized. The transcript is spliced from 6 exons. Bases 1 to 669 code for a protein of 222 amino acids. Lineage: Eukaryota; Metazoa; Arthropoda; Insecta; Lepidoptera; Nymphalidae. The record is from RefSeq and is a predicted model, not a curated record.
AUGGAAAAUCCUCUUGAAGAACAAAUACUGACACUUUUUAAAAAAUGGCGAAAAGGAAGAUUGCGUGCAGGAUUAUUUCAACUACCAUCUUUGAAGUCUAUUAACAUAGAAAAAAUCCAAGAAAGUUACUAUGAGGAAACAGGAAUUAAAAUAUUAUUUUCAAUCGGAGAGAUGAAGUUAACGGGACUUGAUAAUUUUACUGUUGAUGCACUGGAUAUAAUACGAACACAGAAUGUUUUAAAUAUAUCUGCCACUAUUCGAGUUCCAACACUGACCCUUCAUUCAGAUACUUAUACACUGGUUGGACGAGCGUACUAUGUAUAUUCAUUAAAAGGAAAGGGUGCAAUGAGGAUCAUAUCACGAAAUAAUGUGGUUUCAAUCAAUAUUGUUUUUAAUAAUGUUGAUGAUAUUCAUACAUCAGUAUCAGAUUUUUCACUUAACUACAGCAUUAGCAUGGUUGAUGGUAAUUUAGAGAAUAGCUCUUGGCCUAUAAACAAUGUGCUCAAUAAUGAAGGUGUUAACAUAUUGAAGAGUUAUCACGAAUACAUUAAUGAGAAGGCGAGAGAAUAUGUUGUGCCAAAUGCUAAUGAGUAUUUAUCACGCGUCACAUUUAAAGACUUUUUAAAUACCAUCGCUGAUAUUGGUGUCAAUUCUUAUGUGAUAGAAUAA